Messenger RNA from Sebastes umbrosus (honeycomb rockfish), 763 nucleotides. RefSeq names its product desumoylating isopeptidase 1a (gene desi1a). The coding region runs from base 99 to 605 and encodes 168 amino acids. Gene Ontology annotation, biological process: protein modification by small protein removal. Lineage: Eukaryota; Metazoa; Chordata; Actinopteri; Perciformes; Sebastidae. Gene Ontology annotation, molecular function: peptidase activity. The record is from RefSeq and is a predicted model, not a curated record. The transcript is spliced from 6 exons.
AUUCACAGAGAGCCUCCCAGUCAGCUGUACCGUUAAAUGUCCGUCGCUUAUAGCGAGCCAACAGGAACAUAAAUAAAGCUAUUUUGUGGUUUUACAUUAUGGAUUCACAUAAUACGCGAUACAAUGUUCAACUCUAUAUUUAUGAUCUAUCGAGAGGAAUGGCUCGCAGCCUCAGUCCCAUCAUGUUAGGAAAACAACUGGAUGGUAUAUGGCACACAGCCAUAGUGGCAUACGGUGAUGAGUUCUUCUUUGGAGGGGAGGGGAUCUCCAGCUGUUCGCCGGGCGGGACGAUGCUGGGUCCUCCAGACACCGUGGUAGAGCUGGGCGAGACGGAAGUAUCUGAGGAGAUCUUCAUGGAUUACCUCUCAUCCCUGGGAGAAAACACAUACAGAGGUGACAGGUAUCGUCUGUUUGAGCACAACUGCAACACCUUCACCAACGAGGUGGCUCAGUUUAUGACAGGCAGGUCCAUCCCGUCCUACAUCACCGACCUUCCAUCGGAAAUCCUCUCCACACCGUUCGGCCAGAUUCUGCGGCCCAUUCUGGACUCUAUCCACAUCGCCCCUCCAGGAGGUAACGUCAUUAACGGGGGACGAAACGCGUAACCUGAAAGAGCAGCAGAGUCACAGAGUGCUCAUCAGGUCACUUUUAUUGUAGUCAGACAGUCAAACUAAUUGUCCUUCUUUCUUCUUUCUUUCUGUAAAUAAAUUACACUCUAGCAUUGAAGUUAAUGGCUAUUUUAGAAGCUAUAACUGCUAACUGA